AUGGAGGGCGGCAUCGUAGCGGACAGGUAUGAGGCCAUCAAGCGCAUCGGGCAUGGGUCCUACGGCAGCGUGUACCUUGCGCGGAGACGAGGGACUACAAGCAGCUUCGUGGUGCUCAAGAGAGUGUUUGUGGUGGAGGAGGGUUCCAAGGAGCACAAGGAAGCGAUCAACGAGGUGAAGAUGCUGCAGCGGCUGAGGCACAGGAACAUCGUCGCCUACAAGGACUCCUUCAUCCGCGACAGCCACCUCUGCAUCGUCAUGGCGUUCUGCAGCGGAGGAGACUUGCACUCGCAGAUCCGAGCAGCCCGGUCCUCCUCGCGCACUUUUACCAUGGAGCAGGUGCUGGAGUGGCUGGCGCAGAUCCUGGAGGCCCUGAGGUACCUCCAUGAGGAGAAGCGAAUUCUUCAUCGCGACCUCAAGUCACAGAAUGUCUUCAUCGUGCCUGAGCGACAGAUGGCUUUAGGAGACUUUGGAAUCUCAAAGUCCCUCAGCUCGACAGAGGACAUGGCGUCCACAGUCAUUGGCACUCCCUACUACAUGUCGCCAGAGCUGUGCCAGAACCAGCCCUACAACCACAAGUCUGAUAUGUGGGCGGUCGGCUGCCUGCUGUACGAGGUUGUCAUGCUACGUCACGCGUUCGAGGCGAAGAACCUCAACGAGCUAGUUCUCAACAUCAUGCAGGGGAAGUUCCCGCCGGUGAACGAGGACGAGUGGGGGAAGGACAUCUCGAAGCUGGUGGAAGACCUACUGCAGCAAGACCCGGCCAAACGUCCAUCAGUCUCGGAAGUCCUUCAGAGAAAAUUCCUGCAAGAGGUUGAGGAGAGGAGUCGAGAGAAAAGUGUCCUGACAACCAGAUCUCAAGGUUUCCGUCUGCUUCACCCGUGA
Guillardia theta CCMP2712 is the source of this 885-nucleotide messenger RNA. RefSeq lists its product as hypothetical. Gene Ontology annotation, biological process: protein phosphorylation. Lineage: Eukaryota; Cryptophyceae; Pyrenomonadales; Geminigeraceae. The record is from RefSeq and is a predicted model, not a curated record. Bases 1 to 885 code for a protein of 294 amino acids. The transcript has 4 exons. Gene Ontology annotation, molecular function: protein kinase activity; ATP binding.